AUGCCGAAGAAGUCGUGGUUCACGACCCGCUUCCGUACGCCUUUUCUUCAACUCUUUAGUUCGUCUCAACAAAGAACCAUUUUUUGUGUUUCCGUCUACUGUACUCGAACUAUGAGUAUGUGGAAAAGUGGAGAAUGAACAGCGGCCGUCUAUCUCUAUCAUCAAAGUAAAUCCGACACGAGGAGAAUUCUGUACUAGUUUCCGUGCUGCAUAAGUGUGCAUCCGAAUACUUGUUCCUAUUACUUACAAUCCAGAUUGCAGUGGCGCCACGUGGAAGGAUUUCCGUGAGGGCGUUUGCGACAAAUUAUGCCGUGACCAGACCGCCACCGCAGUCCAUGCCUGCCAGCGGAUGCCGUUUUUGUGGCUCCGUAGAUCAAGAUGCAUGUCGAUGAUCGACUUUUUCACUUGUAGUCAUGUUAUAUUAUUUAUCUGGUAGUGUCAGUGUGGUCCUGCCUGCCGACGGCGGGAAAAACACAUCUGGUACCGACGUACAGACAAGGCUGGUAAGUUCUCUGAUUGCCGGGACGAUAAACGAGGGCGCCUCGGACUUAAAAGUUGGAUACUACCUAUUGUAAAUUCGUGGAAAAAAAGCAGCAUUGAUUCCGAGUGACAUUACUUCGUUGGCAGUACGACUUCGUUUGGCUAUUUUCAUUUGUAAAGGAAGUUGCAGGCAACUUGGUUGAAGCGGUAGCAAGUGUUAAGUUCGGGCAACCGGAACCGUCUGAGUCACCACCAGAACCAGCACAGGUCGCACAGGAGUUUCGAGCUUCCCACAACGAACAAAACGACUUGGCUACCAACAAGGAACCGGGCCUGCCACAUCGCAGCGCGUCACUUUCUAAUUAUAUUCAUAUCUAUUAUGAUGUUUGUACACGACCAAAACACACAAAGGCUGAGCACAAGCGCCCAGCUCGUGUAUACCUAGGUACCGAGUUCAUCCGUACUUAACUAAAAAUCGUUUUUGCGCACGUGCGCCGCUGCCUUUCGCAAAAGCUGUCUCACUUCAUGCGUGCAUGGCUUGCUGUGUGUACAGGCGUAAGCGUAGGGAUGUGGAGGAGUUGUAUGUCCGCGCCGUGCUAGUGCUGACCAGAGCACGCAAUUUUGUAAAUUUCUCUGAUAUAAUCAUAACAAUUGAGAAAUGAUGUUGGCUUGCCGGUGCCUCCACGGAUACUUACUCGAAAACUUUGCCUGGUUUUAGAGUCUCUUUUUUCAUCCUUGCACCCUUUUCCCGUGCGCCUAGUUUUGCUGGGUGAUUAUAUGUUGCUAGAGGGUCUUGGGGCUCAUGUAGCUAAGUUCCGGUUUUGAUGUGGUUCUCGUUAGACAGGCCGCGUCGCGCUUUUUUGCUUCGUGCUGGCGCCGAGUUUGCCUUUGCGAAGCCACCAUGCAUAUCGGCGCCCUCCCUAGUAGGAGCGUGUUAUAAUAUUGAGGGUGCCUACGUAGUGUAGAUCAACACGGAUCACGAAUCACGGUGCUUGUCGCUGUUUCUUCAGAAACAUAUUUUCAUGCCCGAGCGGCCAGCUCCCUAAAAGAAGGACAUCGAACGCUACUAAAGUACUGCUGCUCAUCUUUGUACCUAAAGAUGGCCGCCGGGUAAGUAAUCGGGGCAAUUCUAUUGCAUUGCUACGUCGACGCCUGGGUGUCCGGGCUGCUGUUUCUGUUGGAUUGCAACAAAUGUUUUUCAUGAAGAGAAGUACCGAGAAAGCGGCUGCCAGUUCACUUCUAUCGGGAGAGAUUUUUCCAAGCUUCUGGAGCUUCGAGAGCGACCAACUGUUCGUUGGGGCGGAAUUGCAACGGAGGACGGCACCGCGCACGCCGCCAUGGAAAUCGCCGCGGAGAGAAAGCGGAGUGCCCGAGAUGACCGAAGCGCGGCCUCCCGGGCGUGUAAAAUUCUCGAGCGUGCCUCCUGCACUCCGACGCAGCAGGACGCAGUUGGACCUGAAGUGCAACAAGUCGAAGAGGGUCGCAAGGUGUGCAAGGACAACAACAAUUUCGCGUACUAG
Molecule: messenger RNA, 2000 nt
Organism: Amoebophrya sp. A120
Lineage: Eukaryota; Dinophyceae; Syndiniales; Amoebophryaceae
Source: the annotation of a GenBank genome assembly